GGAAUUUUGUUCCAACAACAACUAAAAGAUGAGAGUAUCCUAAUAUGAGAAACAUACGCGCCGUAGUUCAGCAAUCUCUUCUCGGAAGUACUAUAAAAUGCACAAGCAGACCUCAUAGAAUCCUCAGUUUUCUUUGCUAGAUCAUUUAUACAUCACAAUGGCCGCCUGGUUGAUUUCGUUUCUGGUAGCUUCCUUCGCCAUAGCUGCCACUUCAGCCGAAACUAUCUGUUACGGACAAGACCCAAGCUGUGCAGCUGAGUCUACAACUUGUGUGGAGGCUACUGCAAAUCUCGCUGAUUCCCCUGGUAAACCAGAAUGCGUUGAGGCAGCGAAAGCCGGGUUGUUCCAGACCUACUCUACCUUCAUCAAGACCGACGAGUUCUAUUCUAUCAAUGUGUACAUGGAUGCCGAUUGUACUCAGGUGCUCUUGACAACAGAUCUUGGAGAAGAUGUUUGUACUGAGGUGGUGGCUCCUAUGACUGCUCCAUGGUACGUGGUGGUCUCCGGUAAUUAAAAUUUACAGGCCCUAAAUAAAAUACUUUGCCAAAGAUCCUUGUGAAUAUAUCGGUAUUGGUAUUGAUUUGAUCAGUUUCGUAUCUAGAUAU
Sphaeroforma arctica JP610 is the source of this 605-nucleotide messenger RNA. RefSeq lists its product as hypothetical. NCBI's taxonomy places the organism in Eukaryota, Ichthyosporea, Ichthyophonida. The transcript has 3 exons. Bases 158 to 514 code for a protein of 118 amino acids. The record is from RefSeq and is a predicted model, not a curated record.